This is a messenger RNA of Melampsora larici-populina 98AG31, 294 nucleotides long. RefSeq lists its product as uncharacterized. The record is from RefSeq and is a predicted model, not a curated record. The coding region runs from base 1 to 294 and encodes 97 amino acids. NCBI's taxonomy places the organism in Eukaryota, Fungi, Basidiomycota, Pucciniomycetes, Pucciniales, Melampsoraceae. The transcript has 2 exons.
AUGAUCAUCAAAAUUGCUUCUCCAUUCGUUGUGGUCAGCUUGAGCCUCCUAGGAGUCAUAGGACUGAUGCCAUCCGUUGUAGUUGUAUCGGCAAGAAGAGGCUGUGUCCCGCGAUGCGGUGGCGGCGAAUCACGGUGCAUGAACGAUUUGAAACGUCCAAUGCAAGUAGGAAGCCCCAUCUGCGUUAUGGAUCGCGUAGUUGGUAAUACUCAGAAGUGGAAACCAUUAUGUGAACGUGGCAGUGUCGAAAGAUGUCCUUUCAACGGGGACCUCCCUACUUGUGAUACCUGCUAA